Molecule: messenger RNA, 471 nt
Organism: Gracilinanus agilis (Agile Gracile Mouse Opossum)
Lineage: Eukaryota; Metazoa; Chordata; Mammalia; Didelphimorphia; Didelphidae
Product: mitochondrial import receptor subunit TOM22 homolog
Exons: 1
Coding region: 1-471 (156 amino acids)
Biological process (GO): intracellular protein transport
Cellular component (GO): mitochondrial outer membrane
Source: RefSeq, a predicted model, not a curated record
AUGGCCCAGACUUCCCUCUGCCGUUGCUGCGCGCGCUGCCCUGUAGCUUGUGGGGCUCUUUGGUGUUUGUUGGACCGGCUGCUGCUCAAGGGCAGCGCCAACCAGGCCCGGGAGGAGCUGGACAACGACAGCGACGACGAAGACGAUGAGCUCGAUGAGACCCUGGCCGAGAGACUAUGGGGCCUAACGGAGAUGUUCCCCGAAAGGAUCCGCUCCGCCGUGGGAACUACUUUUGUCUUGUCCCUCAACGUGGCCCAGAAAAUGUAUAGGUUUUCCCGGACAGCGCUUUGGAUCGGAACGACCUCCUUUAUGAUCCUCAUCCUUCCGGUGGUCUUUGAAACCGAGAAGCUGCAGGUGGAGCAGCAGCAGCAGCUUCAGCAGCUGCAGCAGCGGCAGAUCCUUCUGGGCCCUAAGGCAGCUCUGGCUGGAGGGAUGCCGGGGACCCUGACUCCUCUGCCUAGAAAGGUUUAG